GUUUCCUCUGGGGUGGCUCUGGUGUAAACCCGGCUCGCUGCGGCUGCAGAGCGUAACCGGCCGCUCUGACCCUUGCCAGGACACUCCAGCUGGGACGAUCUAUCCAGGGCAGGGCCGGGAGCACCAUCUCAGCUCAUUUUCUCUAAGCAAUUCAACUUCACGGACAGCUACCUAGCCAGCCCUACGCUCCCAUCAUGGAUCUACCAGGCUGUGCGCCGCCCGCCCUGUGAGGACGCCUCAUUGCCCUGCCCGGAGGAGGAGGACUCGGAUCUAGUCCCAAGCCAGCUGCCCCGGAGAGCGCAGGGGAGGAACUAGGCGCAGCCUCCCCUCCCUACCCCCUUGCGCCCUGAUGCCGGCGCCGAGCGGGAGCGGCUGCUGGCCCCUGCCGAAGAUGUCGGGGCUAGGGCGGCGGGGGGCGCUGCCGGAGCCCGCGGGCUGCUGCUCCUGCCUGGCGGCGGCGCUGGCCCUGCUGCUGCUGCUGCUGCCCGCCGGCUGCCCGGUGCGUGCGCAGAACGACACGGAGCCCAUCGUGCUGGAGGGCAAGUGCCUGGUGGUUUGCGACUCCAGCCCGUCGGCGGACGGGGCCAUCACCUCCUCCCUGGGGAUCUCGGUGCGCUCGGGCAGCGCCAAGGUGGCCUUCUCGGCCACCAGGAGCACCAACCACGAGCCGUCGGAGAUGAGCAACCGCACCAUGACCAUCUACUUCGACCAGGUAUUAGUUAAUAUUGGCAACCAUUUUGAUCUUGCGUCCAGUAUAUUUGUAGCACCAAGAAAAGGGAUUUAUAGUUUCAGUUUCCACGUGGUCAAGGUCUAUAACAGACAAACUAUCCAGGUAAGUUUAAUGCAAAAUGGCUACCCAGUGAUUUCAGCUUUUGCAGGGGAUCAGGAUGUCACCAGAGAAGCAGCCAGCAAUGGAGUCUUGCUUCACAUGGAGAGAGAAGACAAAGUGCACCUCAAACUGGAAAGGGGUAACCUCAUGGGAGGGUGGAAAUACUCAACCUUUUCUGGCUUCUUAGUCUUUCCACUAUAAAGGAAGACCAAAUAGGAGCCAGAUUUGUGAGCUAGAACAAGGAUUGAGUCGUUAAUGACACCCUGAACUUGGCAGAACAUGAUAAUAUUUCCAACCACGCAGUCAGACUGUCAUGGUAGAAGAAUGAUAACCUUCUAAACUCCAAUAUUUGCUUUGAAUAUUGACAAUUCCUUGGGAAACCUGCGCCUCUAAUUAGUUUUAGACGACAGUGAUCUUUAGGAGAAAUGAAAUUAUCCACCUGAGCAAUUUGUACCUGUGAUUGUAAAGUCAAUUUCGGAUUUUAUUGUUGGGAUCAUUGACUUUUUUUCUUUCUUUCUUUCUGUUGUUGUUGUUGUCCUGAUGAGACAAAUAAUUUGGACCACACAAUCACUUGUCAAAGGCUCACUCCAGAGCCAGAAGAAUCCACCACCUGAUGAAGUGUUCUUUCAAUGAUUUUUUCUUUGUGUUGUAUAGCUUUAAGAAAAAAAAAAGAGAAAAAAUGGCUUCAGUCUCAGUCCUGUAUUUUCUGGGGGAGGGGGAAUUCUGGACAUUAUUGUGUCAAGAAGUGCUUUAUCCAGUGAAACAAACUUUGCACGAUUGGAACUUAUUUUGUUUUGUGUUUAUAUUUUUCAUCAACAACUUAUUUUUGUUUUCUGAUUUUUGUGCUAAAAAUUGUAAGCUAGAAUGAUCAAUAAGACAAAACAAAGCACAUAUAUACUUUGUAGCUCCAAGUAAAAUUAACCAAUGAACAAUUCUAUCUGCACUUUUCAAAUGAUCUUUACAGAUGCAUUUAGAGAAGGAGCUAUGUGAUCAAAUCCUUAAAGAAACUGACAUUUCUGAAUUAUCCUGACAUUUCUAGAAGAAACAGUAGAGGCUUUGAAUAUCUUAUCUGACCAUACCCUAAAAUAUAUAAUUUCUUUGCAUUACUGAGUGUAUUUUGGUGCUUUUAUCUGAUAUGUAGUUAUUAUAUGUGUUCAUUAAUGCUUGAAUACAGUUCAUGGGAACACUGAAAGAUGACGGACCAAACUCCUUCCUCUCCAAGUUAAAUAAAAGAAGAUCCCUGUUUUCCCCCGCCAGGAUCAGGCAUAUCACCAGUUACCACUAGUAUUUUUGAAAGCAUAUGGUAGUAGGAUGUCAGAGACCUGAGGCUGUGAAACUGGUUGAAGGUUUAUAUAUCAUCAGUGAAUGCACCACAAAUUAUACAAUUUUUUAAUUUAUUUAUUGUCUGUAUAUGCUUCUCCUCUUAGCAUACAGGGUCCAAAGAAAUCUGGGUGCAGACUCCAUCCAGUACUGUAUGCCAGGAAAAGUCAUUGAUUCCAAAUGAUAAAAGACGAAACCUCGGGUUGAAUUCAAAUUCAUCCUUUUUCCGUCAAUGUAACCAAAAUGCUGAAUAACUUAAGAUUCAGAAUAAAUGGGUUUGAUGUCCACCUUGCUUUUUUCACUUCUAUAUAUAAGGGUCAGAGUAUUAAAUUGUGCACUUAGGAAAUACUGCAGUUCUUGCUCAUUAGGCUCAUUGGAGGGAUUUUGUUUUAUUUUAUUUUAUUUGUCUUGCUAUUAAGUCUGUAAGUAAUUUGAGUAUUUAAUUUUUAUAUUUUGUCAGUUUCCCCCCCCCCCCAAACAUAAUGCAAAGACAUUUGCAGAAUGUUCAUGGCGGACAUAGUGCAUUUCAAAAUUAUGAUGGCCAUAUUGUUUUCAUUGUAAAUUUAUCAUUAAAGAACAUUUCCCAUUUAAAAAAAACAUAUU
Messenger RNA from Mauremys reevesii (Reeves's turtle), 2752 nucleotides. It is a transcript of the gene CBLN2, whose product is annotated as cerebellin 2 precursor. The transcript is spliced from 5 exons. Lineage: Eukaryota; Metazoa; Chordata; Testudines; Geoemydidae. Bases 350 to 1030 code for a protein of 226 amino acids. Gene Ontology annotation, molecular function: protein binding. The record is from RefSeq and is a predicted model, not a curated record.